This is a messenger RNA of Ruditapes philippinarum (Manila clam), 2241 nucleotides long. RefSeq lists its product as uncharacterized. Bases 120 to 1256 code for a protein of 378 amino acids. Lineage: Eukaryota; Metazoa; Mollusca; Bivalvia; Venerida; Veneridae. The record is from RefSeq and is a predicted model, not a curated record. The transcript has 4 exons.
AAUGAAAUCAAUAUUGUUACGUAAUAAAUAAUUUUCAAUAUCGAUUUUGUAUGGGAACUACUCGUAUGCCAGUACGGAUAAAUAUUAUUUCGAUAUAGAUAUAUAAGUUAUUAGAUAAAAUGAAAUUCACUGUGUUUGUUCAUACAGCAGUUGUGACUUUAAUUACAUUAGGACAUGUGAAUACAAGUUCAGGUACUGAGGAGGACGAUGAGGAGUUAAUAUGUAACCCGUAUAGCGCUCAUAUCAUGUGGUUCAUGGGUAGUGGAGAAGAUACUUCAUUUUUUCAACAGAUGAGAUUGUUGAUAAUGUUAAUAAGUGAAUUCCCUGAAAACACAUGUGUAUCUAUUGUAACAAUUGGCGCUAAAGAUGAUAUAACACUGCCUUUUAGGAAACGAAACGGCAAUACUAAUUGGAGAGACAAAAUUGUACAUGUGUCUGGAAACACUUCAAAUCAUGCAUCCUCUUAUACAGACAAAAUACGAAUGACAAUCUCAAACUACCAUAGAAGUAAUUCAAUUGACGCACAAAUUGUGUAUCUGCUAGUCGAUAGCAAAACUGCAAUACACGAUAAAGAAAAUGGUUUUGAAGAGCUCAGGAAAAUGAAAACGUUUGUGAUCUUUGCAGAAGUAAAUACAAGUAUAGCAGAAUCAUGGGUAAAACUUGCAAGCAAUGCACAACAUUUUGUUGUAUGGGAUAGUAGAAGCGAAGACGAAAUAGAGAAAACAAAGAAUGUUAUACUGGCCAGGUCUUGUCAAGAUUCCCUAUUUGUCUGUGAUACUGACAUGUACUGGUCAAGUGAUAGGAACAGAUGUAAUGCAUGCACGUACAUAUGUACAAGUACCUACAAGAGACAAACAGAGUAUUGCGUCAAUGCAUGCCCAUUUUUUCACCAAUCUCUGCUGGGCAAUGAUGUUACUACUGGUGACGUUCCCAAUAAUGAAUCAUCACAAAAACAUUCUGGAUCUGCAGGCUUUAUUGUCAAAUGGCUAUUUAUUAUUGCAAUCAUAUUAUUUACUAUUGCUGUAUGCAUGAAGAGAAAACAGCUAUCAAAGAAAUUAAGUUUUGCAAAGAAAUGGAUAGCUGAUGCUCUGAAAAGCAGACUAUAUCAUCCCCAAGCAGAGCAAAACAAUGACAUACAUUAUUUCACACAUUCAAACCGUGUAUCAUCUGGACUUUUAGGCAUAUCUGGAAAUCUUACUUUAAGAGAUGAUCUCAUUGGAAAAUCUGAUAUUGAACUUAAAGUAAUGUCAUAUUAAAAUAAAAUGGUUGUAAAGUUACUUCAGAUGUUCCAUCAGGAGAAAAGCAGUAAUAUUAUAACAAAGUAUUUACAUAACCUGUGUAAUAAUUUCUUCUAAACUUAGCCUUGUCAUUUUAUUAUUUUCUUCAUUUUUGAUGAAAAAAAAAGAUAUGUAAGCUUUCACAUACUGUAGUAGUUUUCUUAAAUAAAUUGUUAACUCAUCCUUAAUUAAUUUGCUUUUCAGUUGCUCUCGAAUAAAUGCUCAUGUACGUUUUGAAAUCUAUUUGCAAGGUCAAACCAUUAUAUUUGUAGUUUGAUAAACCUAAUAGGUGAUAUUUAUCUGCUUAAGUAGGAAAGAAAACAAUUAAAAUCCUAAUAAUUAAGUAUAAUUACAAAAUACACAUAUAGUCGUAACAUUGAACCUGUACUAGUUUGUUUGUUUUGUUACUUGUAGUAUUUUUAUCAAACCUUGUUUUUUAUUAUUUUCUUGUUCAUUAUGUUUAUGUAUAUUUGUAGUUUGUUUUUUGUUACAAAUGGCUUAACUAAUAUAUUGAAAUUUCAGCGGUCUAUUUCUUCUGCCUAUUUAAAAGAAGUCUGUGUGUAUAUGUAUAUUAUGAUAGAAUGAAAAUGAUGAUGUAUGACGAAUGUAAUAUGACUUAUGUACUGCAAUAAAUGUGCUUUAAAGAUACUAGAUUUUGUUUUAUUGCCUUAAACUUCUCCAUUCAAAGGUAGAAACCAUGAGAAAUCGCCCAUUACAGCGAAAUGAAACAGGAUGCAAAUACCCUCCCUUUAGUCGGCUGUAAACGAAUUUAUUUUUACAGAAAUCAUCCUAUGAUUAUGUUUUAUGUAAGAAGAUAACGGUAUCAAAAUAUCAAAACAAAAGGCAGUAAUGUCUGUCAAGGUGUAUCAAUAGUUAAAUUUAAGACGCCCGGUCAAAAGAUCUGUUUGUUUAAUGAAUAUUCUCAUUAACAUAAAGCGUCAUAGAUCCAAAGUUUAUUUUUCGC